GGCACUUUAAAAUGCAUUACAGCUCUACGUAUAAACAGAGACUAAGGUAGCUAUUCAAAACAAAAAAAAGUGAUAGCAGUAGUUCAUUUAGGCAACUGUAAAACAAUUAACUAAAACCGAGAAAUAUAUAAAAUAAGACAUUUUGUCGAAACGCUGCAUGGAAGAGUUGCCAAACAGCUUGGAUCCUCUCAAGACAGAUUUGUUUUUCUGACGCAUUGGAGAGCAAAUAUUGCAGAAACCAACAGCAGAGAACAACUCAAAAAAAGAUGGUGGCUCUAUCUAUGCCUCUUCGUUCCACCCUGUUAUUCUUAGUGUUGAUGGGUAUGACACUAAUGACCUCUGCCUUUCCUCAACCUCACCUUCGACCCCUACACAGUAACUUGCCUGCUAUUAGUCAAGAGGACUCCAAAAUUGAACAGUGGGAGCUGCUUUACCCUUCCAUCUCUCUUCGUGAUUGGAGAAUUCAGAUGCUGUCUGCCCCAGAUUUCGGUGCAGCAAAGGCUGGUACAGAUCAGCUGGUUGGGGAUGAGUGGCUUCCACUAAGCCAGUCACAGAUGGAGGAGGAGCUGGUGAAGAGUUGGCCGGGCGACUGGGCGUCACGGCUGGGUCACCAGCAGAAGAGAAACAUUGUAGUGGCAGAUGAUGCUGCAUUUAGAGAGAAGAGUAAGCUUUUGACAGCAAUGGAAAGACAGAAAUGGCUGAAUUCCUAUAUGCAGAAACUGUUAGUAGUCAAUUCAAAGUGAUUUUCAAUAUUUGUGUAAUUGUUUACAUACAUAAAAAGUUUGCAUUUUAUGUGAAAGCAUGAUGGGAAGCUUUUGAUCAUGUAACUUGUUACAAAAAU
Molecule: messenger RNA, 841 nt
Organism: Paramisgurnus dabryanus
Lineage: Eukaryota; Metazoa; Chordata; Actinopteri; Cypriniformes; Cobitidae
Gene: pth2
Product: parathyroid hormone 2
Biological process (GO): neuropeptide signaling pathway
Cellular component (GO): extracellular region
Source: RefSeq, a predicted model, not a curated record